AUGCAACGAGAGGAGCGACAAGCAGAGGGCAAGAGCAAGACGCAAGACGCAAGACGCAAGACGCAAGACGCAAGACGCAAGACGCAAGACGCAAGACGCACGGGGCGCCACGUCUCUCACGGCCAGAGCUGGCUGAACGGCCACGCCAAUGAGGCGGCGGCUUUUGUGUGCCGGGCACCUUCCUUUUCGCUGGAUGUCAUUCCGUCCUUUUUGUGGCCGCGCCAACUCUCGCCUUGCGGGCCAGCUGGUCCACACGACAGCACACCAGCACACAAGCACGGCGACACCGUCAAAAGCAGCAGCUGCUGCAGCAGCCGAUCUGUGGUGGCGCCAUUCCCAGACUCACCAGUGUUCAGAGCAGAAUCCGCACCCUUUCUGUGGACACGACCAGAUGGAGACGGGGGAGCGUGUGCGAGCUCCGACAGGCGCGACAGCGAGGACGAUCGGCCGUGGAAUGGUGUGGCGGCAGUCGUCUCUGUCGAACAGGUGUGCCGGUGCUGCAGGCCGUGUCUGAGAGGGCUGCGGCUCGUCGUUGGAUCGGUUGGCCGUGUGGACGCGCAGAGCUGCCGAUGGUUGGCUGCUGCAGUCGAGUGCGAUGUCGUGUUUGGCAAGCUCUAG
Grosmannia clavigera kw1407 is the source of this 618-nucleotide messenger RNA. RefSeq lists its product as uncharacterized. NCBI's taxonomy places the organism in Eukaryota, Fungi, Ascomycota, Sordariomycetes, Ophiostomatales, Ophiostomataceae. The transcript has a single exon. The record is from RefSeq and is a predicted model, not a curated record. The coding region runs from base 1 to 618 and encodes 205 amino acids.